Volvox carteri f. nagariensis is the source of this 2601-nucleotide messenger RNA. RefSeq lists its product as uncharacterized. The transcript has 15 exons. The coding region runs from base 1 to 2601 and encodes 866 amino acids. Gene Ontology annotation, molecular function: FAD binding. NCBI's taxonomy places the organism in Eukaryota, Viridiplantae, Chlorophyta, Chlorophyceae, Chlamydomonadales, Volvocaceae. The record is from RefSeq and is a predicted model, not a curated record.
AUGCCUCCUCCCCUCCGGGUCUCCACGCUUUCCCUGCUGACCAACGCCCAAGGAGGCUAUGCCAGUACCAGCACCGACAGCAGAGGCAGCGACGGAGGCGACAGGCGUGUGGCCGGGGCGUCGAGUGGCGAUGGUGAUGGGCCUGCAGGUCGUGUAGCAGCACCAGCACCAGCACCAGCACCAUCUGCAGCUGCAGGGGCAGGGGCAGGGGCAACUGCAGCUGUGGGGGCCGACCUGGCCGGCGCGGAGGAGGAGGUGGUCCCCGUGGUGAUCUGCGGUGCAGGACCCACAGGUCUGACUUUGUCGCUGCUGCUAGCCAAGUACGGUAUACGGCACGUGGUUCUGGAGCGAGCCCUGGGCCCCACGCAACAUCCACAGGCGCACUUCAUCAACAAUCGAACGAUGGAGGUAUUAUGUGUGUGUGGGGGGGUGCUGAGUGCGGAGUGUUGGAUUUUCCGGGGGUUGGGCCUGGCGGGGCCUGUACGGCAACGGAUGCCGCCCCUGGAGCAGUGGCGUCGCUUCGUGUACUGCGAGACUGUGGCAGGACGAGUGUACGGCGAGGUGGACCACUUCCGAGGUCAGUCCUCUCCCACCUCCCCCCGGCUGUCCCCGGAGCCAGUGGCGCACCUCCCGCAACACCGGCUGCUGGGGAUCAUGCUACAGCGACAGGCGGAGGUGGCGACGGCGGCAGUAGCAGAGGAGGUGGCGACGGCAAUGGUAUUGACGUUGGGCUGCGACGGCAGGUUAAGCGCGCCCAAGGGCUCCAGCUGCGGCGCCGCCGUUAGCUGGGGCGUCGUACAGGACGCAACGAACGUCGAUGACGUGGAGGUGGAAGUCGAGGUGACGGAUUCGGACAGCGCGGCGGCGGCUUUGCCUCCUCCACACCCCAACCACCCCAACCACCCCAACCACCACCACAACCAGCGCCGGCGUGCCGUGCUUCUUCGUUGUCAGUACUUGGUGGCCGCUGACGGCGCUCACAGCGCUGUGAGGGGCCUCAUGGGAGGCAGAUUGGAGACCCCUCAGGCCCCCCUGCCAGGCGCGGGCCCCCUGCAGCACCUGAUCAACGCCCACUUCAUCAGCGCCGCCCUGGCCAGCCGGGCCGCCCGCCACCCGGCCAUGUUGUACUUCGUGUUCAACCCUGAGGUGGUGGCGGUGCUGGUGGCGCACGACAUCCAGGCGGGGGAGUUCGUGGCGCAGAUUCCGUACUUUCCGCCGCUGCAGUCGCCCGCUGACUUUCCACCGGAGCGAAUCGUACAGCUGAUUCGCGCUGCGGCCGGACAGCUUACUCCUGACUCCCCGGCUAGCGGCUCUCCGGGGGUUCCUCACCCGGGGGUAGUGGAUGUACGGCUGUUGCAGGUACGGCCCUGGGCAAUGACCGCGGAGGUGGCAGACAGAUUCGCCUUCGCAUCCUCCGACAACGGCAGCAGCAGCAGCAGCAGCAGUAGCGGUGGCCCGCUGGCUGUCUUUCUGGCGGGCGACUCAGCGCACCGCUUCCCCCCGGCUGGCGGGUUCGGUAUGAACACCGGCGUGCAGGAUGCGGCGAACCUGGCCUGGAAGCUGGCGGCCGUGUUGCGGGGCUGGGCGGGCAGGGAGCUGCUGAGGUCCUACGCGGUGGCCCCCCUACCUCCGUGGUUUCGGAAGCGGCUGCUGGAGGCGGUUCUGGACCUGGGCCGCAGGAUGUCGGGGCCGGAGGGGCUGCCGGUGCCGCCGCUGGGCGCCUGGAGGGAGCAGCAAGUGCAGCGGAUUCUCAAGUACGGCAGUGACACCUCCGGAGCCAGUCUUCGGCUGCAGUUCCCAGCGGAGGAUCUGGGCUUCGUGUACGACAAGGGCGCGGUAGUCGUACGACAGUCGUCCGUUCCCGCAGGAGGCAUUUCUGGGGCAACGGCGGGAACCGCAGGCUCUAGCUCGAGGGCGGUGGUGGAGACGGUGGAGGAGGCGUUGGCUCGGCUUCCGCCGCGGGGCGCGCCGUACAACCCUAGCUCCGCUCCGGGCUGCCGUAUGCCACACUGCUGGCUACAGCUGCCGCCGUCACCGCCGCCCUCGCCGUUGUCGCCGCCGGGUAGCGAUACGGCAGGACGCGGCAGUAGCAGCAACAGUGGCCAGGUCCUUGCGGUGGCAGCUGCACGGGGAACCGACAACUUCAGCGACCUCAACCGUCAACAGCAUCAACGAGAUUUGCAGGCAGACCUGCCGUACCCGGCGGCGGCUGUCGUCGUACACGAGCCGCCUGAAGGGAGCGUCCUGGCCAAUCUCGUCCGGAGCGCCGCCAUCUACCGCAGCAUCGGCAGUAGCCGCUUGGGCGGUAGAAUCAGUAGCGCUGGAAGCUGUGGCGCAGCGACGGCGGCGGGGGUGUCCGACGGGUCAGAGGCCUGUGUCGGACGGGUGGCGCCGCUGGUGGAGCUUCAAGAAGCGGAGCCCGGCAGUUGGCUACGAACCAUGGGUCUCCCGCCGGGGAGCUGCCUGCUUGUACGACCCGACGGUCACGUGGCUUGGCGCCACCUUGGUCCACCGCGACGGAGGCCGCCGCCUCAACGGCCGCCGGUACCCCCUCCUCCGUUGGAAACCAACGGCUCAAAACCCAAUGCUAUGAUGCUAUGA